This is a messenger RNA of Cladophialophora immunda, 1679 nucleotides long. RefSeq lists its product as uncharacterized. The coding region runs from base 52 to 1350 and encodes 432 amino acids. Lineage: Eukaryota; Fungi; Ascomycota; Eurotiomycetes; Chaetothyriales; Herpotrichiellaceae. The record is from RefSeq and is a predicted model, not a curated record. The transcript has a single exon.
GCCAGAAUCAAUGUUUGCCUGCGCUUUCUCUGGCCACGUCAUUUGCGGAAGAUGGACGACACUCUCUACGACGCUCUCACACCUGUGCUCAGCAUACCGACUCUCCCCGCCGCGUUGUCCGCUCUCGUCUCGAGACCACCCUCAGGCAGGCGCGAAGACGAAGAUAAACAACGAGAACGGCUCUCGUCACAUGCCGACGCAUUUCGCAGGUCUCUCAGCAGAGAUCGCCCCCGCUACGAGGAUGAGGAGGAGAGAGAGAAACUAGGGGGGUUGAGACAGUGCGCCUGGACGCGGCUGGACAAUAUCGACGCUGGCGAAGAGGAGAAUCAGCGGUUAGAGCUGCGUGUCGGGAAAAAGCGAAAGCGGAAAGUAGGAGGAAGGGGGGAUGGUGGUGGUGAUGGCGAACACCCACAACUCAAAGGACUUGCCGUGUCUCUUAUCUACGAGAAAGACACGUUCCAGUUCGUGAUAUACACCCGUUCCCUGGGAUCCGACCUCCCCAAGCGCAAGCGGAUCGCUGCCAUGACAUACCAGCGCACUACAGAGUCGAGAGAAGAGAGCGCGAUUUUGCUCUCAAAGUCUUCAACCGCAGCGCUGAAAGCAUUCACGGCCUAUCUCCGCGACACGUUCGCGGUCGCCGGCGUUUAUCCCUUUGAACCGUCGUCAAGCCUGAUGCAGUCGACCCUCGAAAAGUAUCUGGGCACAAUCCGCGCUUCUCUCCCCGACGCCGGUGACACCAGCUCAGAAGCCAUCCUACAAAACUUCAGCAACAUCAUCGGCAAAAUCGAACUCACUUUCUCCUUCUCCCAUCCCGUGGCCAAGGGUCUGAAGUCUCUCCACGUCGCCGUUCCAGCCACCUCGUUCCUUACAUGGUACAUGCCCACCGAAGCUUCGCGAGGGGGACACCGGGGGUGCAGGAAAACAUUCUUGGGUUCGCUGGCUGGCUGGAUCCGGACCAAGUCGGGUCUCGGCCUACCUAUUCUCUACGAGAAGGACGGACAAGACAAUCAUAAGAAGGGUGAUGAUGACAGCGACAGCGACAGCGACAAUAAUGACGACGAUCUCUCAAACACCGCCGAUCCCCGACGAGGGAAGGCGGCGCCGGCGUCAGUGAUGAUGAAAAUCUCGAAAAUCUCGACCGAAGCCUACACCAUCUCAGCCACUUCGGGCGUGAAAUUCAAGUCCCGAGCCGUCCAUGCCGCCGAGGUGGCUGGCGCAGGAGCGGACUCGGACAGGGACGGAGAAGAAAACGACAACUGCGUUCGACGUGCAAAUAGGGAUCUCCUGCUGGCUUUUAUCGACUACGCGCGAUGUGAAGCGAACGGCAGGGAUGCGCCAUCGACGACAUGACAGGCCAUUGACGGUGUGACGUGAUACGACAGCACAUGACAGGACAUGAUGUGAAGCGAUAUAAGAGCGGCGGCGGCUGGGUCAUGAUUAGGGCGUUUUGACUGUACUGUCCGCCUUUUGGGAUAGAAGGCCUGACCUACUGCUUGGAUUUAUCUUGGAGGAGGGGAGAUGGAUGGUCGAGUGCCACGAGCCAAGACUACCAUCGGGCAGGCAGUCAGGCAGGUACUAAUAGUCGAGCAAAUGAGGAGGAUACCUAGGUACAUACCUAUAUACUCCGUAUAGGGUCGCAACCAUUCAGACAGGCACGUGGAAACGCCAUAUCCCCUUCC